This is a messenger RNA of Manduca sexta (tobacco hornworm), 471 nucleotides long. Its product is annotated as facilitated trehalose transporter Tret1-like. The annotation marks the transcript as partial. Lineage: Eukaryota; Metazoa; Arthropoda; Insecta; Lepidoptera; Sphingidae. Gene Ontology annotation, molecular function: transmembrane transporter activity. The transcript has 4 exons. Gene Ontology annotation, biological process: transmembrane transport. The record is from RefSeq and is a predicted model, not a curated record.
AUGGUUAGGUUGAUGCUGGUCGCCACCGAGUGCGGGGAGUUUGUUGGCACAGGCAAGCGGUUCGCCGAGCGACCGCAGGCCAGUCGGUGUAGUCAAGACCUCGCAUGUAAUCGCGUUCUGGCAGCCUUAGCGGUCUCCCUGGCCCCAUUCUCCGCGGGUCUGGGUAAAGGCUACAGCUCGCCAGCUAUCGCCUCGCUGCAAGGUCCUGCGGCCAACGCCACGCGCCGAGACUUCCAUCUCACCGACCAGCAGGCCAGCUGGCUUGCCUCCUUAUCUUUCCUUGGAGCGCUAUUCGGCGGCAUGGCGGGCGGCGCGGCGAUGCGGCACGGGCGGCGCCGCGUGCUGUCGCUAGCUGCAGCUCCCUGCAGCCUCUCCUGGCUGCUGACGGUGCUGGCCACGUCUGUGCGCAUGAUGUGCAUCACGGCUUUCCUCGGAGGAUUUUGCUGUUCAAUACUUACCAUGCUGUCACAG